AGCAGCUUCACCAAGAUUGGCCUCCCCAAUGGCUGCCGAGGAGCCGCCGAAUGUGAUUGUGAUAACUGAGCCGCCACGUAGAUUUUCUGCUGGCCUGGCUGGCCUCGUGGCACUUGGCAUUGCUGCUUUAGCAGGGCUUGGAGGCUUUCUUCGCCAAAGAGCUUCAGCUUCAGUGACAAUUCAUAGCGAACCUGUUGUCUACACCCAAAGAGGUUCAGCUUCAGGGACAAUUCAUAGCGAGCCUGCUGUCGAUCCCCAACGAACUCCAGCUUCAGUGACAAGUCCUAGCGAACCUGCCGUCUACACAUAUCGAGUGGUCAGAAGAUUCCAGCAUGAUCCAAAUGCUUUCACUCAAGGUCUUCUGUGGUCGAAUGGAUCUCUUUUUGAAUCAACUGGUCUGUAUGGCGAGUCAACUCUUCGAGAACUCCAACUGGGUUCAAAUGGAGAAGUGCACGUCGUCAGACAGCUACCCUUGGAUCGGAGAGAUUUCGGAGAAGGUUUGGUGCAGAAGAGGGGGCAACUCUUGCAGCUUCUUUGGAGAACGGGUGAAGGUAUCCGCUACUAUGUUCAAGCUGGUGAACAUGAGCAGCUAAGACAAGCUGGGAGGUUUCGCACACCUUUGAAUGAUGGUUGGGGGAUUGAAUUUGAUGGAGAGAACCUGGUUGUGACCGACAGCGGUCAUGAACUAAUAUUUCUUGAUCCGGAGGACUUCCGGAUCAAGAAACGCGUAAGCGUUACAGAUAAUGGAAAGCUCAUUGAAAUGAUCAACGAGCUGGAAAUGAUAGGUGACGAGUUGUGGGGCAACAUCUACGGCAAGGAUUGCUUGGCCCGGAUUGACAAGACGUCUGGUUCAGUUACUGGCUGGCUUGUGCUGGAUGGCAUUCUCGACAGACGAAGUGCUGCUGCAGAAGCAAAGGCUGCUCGCCGAAGGGGGCCAGAUGUUCUCAAUGGAAUUGCAUGGGACCCUGAUGGCAAACGAAUCUUUGUCACCGGAAAGCUUUGGCCUGCAAUGUUCGAGAUUCAGCUCGAACCAGCAAGAGAAAUUACAUUGGAACGGGCUAGACGGAUGUGCAUACCAACGAGGAAUAUUUUCCGACUCCGUUAAGAUAGGCGAGCUUUUAAAGAAUUGCUCGUGCAGCCAGGCCAAAUGGCCGGCAAUUCGGAAUACGUUCGUAGAUUGUGAGGUUGGCUCGCUGACGAGAAA
Molecule: messenger RNA, 1204 nt
Organism: Cladocopium goreaui
Lineage: Eukaryota; Dinophyceae; Suessiales; Symbiodiniaceae
Source: the annotation of a GenBank genome assembly